Molecule: messenger RNA, 10699 nt
Organism: Ictidomys tridecemlineatus (thirteen-lined ground squirrel)
Lineage: Eukaryota; Metazoa; Chordata; Mammalia; Rodentia; Sciuridae
Gene: Brca2
Product: BRCA2 DNA repair associated
Biological process (GO): double-strand break repair via homologous recombination; regulation of DNA-templated transcription
Cellular component (GO): nucleus
Source: RefSeq, a predicted model, not a curated record
GCGCGAGCGUCUGAAACUCAGCGGAGGCGGAGCUGCUGGUUUUGCGCGCCUCGGGUCUCCGCUGGAGAGGUAGUUCGCCACCGGGAGGAGCCUGAGGGGUCGGAUUUGUGGUCUAGGUGCGCGCGCAGUUCUUUGCAGUCUACUCCAGCCAAAAAAACAUCUGCAUCACUGGAGCGGACUUAUUUACCAAGCAUUGGAGAAAUAUUUUAGAGAAAAAUGCCUAUUGGAUCCAAAGAGAGGCCAACUUUUUUUGAAAUUUUUAAGACGCGAUGCAGCGGAGCAGAUUUAGGACCAAUAAGCCUUAAUUGGUUUGAAGAACUUUCUUCAGAAGCUUCACUCUAUAAUUCUGAACCUGCAGAAGAAUCAGAAUAUAAAACCCACAGUUAUGAACCAAACUUAUUUAAAACACCACAGAGGAAACUCUCUUAUCACCAGUUGGCUUCAACUCCAAUAAUAUUCAAAGAUCAAGGUCAAAUUCAAUCGCCUUUACAAGAAUUAGGAAAGAAUAUUACUAAUAGCGAACGUAAAAGUCGUCACACAAUGAAAGCUAAAGUGGGCCAAGAAAAUGAUGUUACCAGUCCUCCUCUAAAUUCUUGUCUUAGUGAAAGUCCCCUUGCUCUACAAUGUACACGUGUAACACCACAGAGAGAGAAGCCAGUGGUAUGUGGAAGUUUAUUUCAUACGCCAAAGCUUGUGAAGGGUCAGACACCAAAACAUAUUUCUGAAAGUCUAGGAGCUGAGGUGGAUCCUGAUAUGUCUUGGUCAAGUUCUUUAGCUACACCACCAACCCUUAGUUCUACUGUGCUCAUAGUCAAAGAUGAGGAAGCACCUGAAACUGUAUUUCCUAAUGAUACUACUACUAUUUUGAAAAGCUAUUUUUUUAACCAUGAUGAAAGUGUGAUGAAAAAUUAUAGAUUUAGUCCUUCUGUGUCUGACAAUGAAAACAAAAAUGAAAGAGAAACUAGCCAUCAUGGAUUGGGGAAAAUGUUAGGGAAUUCAUUUGGUAAAGAAAAUAGCUACAAAAAACACGUUGGAAAGUCAAUGCCAACUGCGCUAGAAGAUGAAGUACAUGAAAUAGUUGCAGAUAUUUCUGAAGAAGAUAGCUUUUCAUUACAUUCUUCUAAAUACAAAACAGGAAUUCUACAAAGAAUAAGAAUGGGCAAGACCAGGAAAAAAAUUUUCAGUGAAACGAGAACUGAUGAAUUCAAUGAAGAAGCUGAAAAACAAAUGAAAGAAAAUAAACACUUAUUUGCAUCUGUAAUAGAACCAAGUGGUAGUGGUCCUUUAGAUUCAAAUAUAACAAAUCAGAAGCCCAUUGGUAAUGAAAGUGACAAAAUCUCUAACGAAGUUGUACCAUCUUCAGGCUGUGAACAGUCUAAGCUAACCUUCUCAGGUCUAAAUGGAACCCAGAUGGAGAGAAUACAUCUAUUGCAUAUUUCUUAUGACCAAAAUAAUACAGAAAAAGACUUAAAAGACACCAGGAAAGAAUGUAGCAGUUGUAUUAUUUCAGAAAAUCCUUUGCCACAUACUUCUAGUUUGCCAAAUUCAAAAAAGAUAUUAAAUGAGAAGACACUGGUAGAUAGGAGAGUUGAGGGGCAACAUCUCAAAUCUCAUGAAGACUCCUUUCUUGCAGCAACCCAUGCACCAUCUGAAAUUUCUCCAGUAGUUUCUCCAUUUCAGGGUAUCAAAAAGUCUAUAUUCCAGACAAGAGAACCAUUCUCAGAUAAUAUGACAAAUCAAAAUUUUAAAGAAGACACUGAAGCCUAUGAAAGUGGAUUGAAAAUACAUGCUAGUUGCUCACAGAAGGACGAUUCUUUUUGUCCGAGUUCAGUUGAUAAUGGAAGCUGGCCGGCCACUAUCUCACAUACUUCUAAACAUACGGGUUUAAUAUCUACUUUGAAAAAGAAAACAAAAAAAUUUAUUUAUACUAUAAAUGAUGAAACAUUUCAUCAAGGAAAAGAAAUACAGAAAGACCAGAAAUUAGAGCUAACUUAUUCUGCAGCCCAAUUGGAAGCAAGUGCUUUUGAAGCACCACUUACAUUUACAAAUCCUGAUUCAGGUUUAUUGCAUUCUUCUGUCAAAAGAAACUAUUUACAGAAUGAUGCUGAAGAACCAACUUUGUCUUUAAUCAACUCUUCUGGGACAAUUCUGAGGAAAUGUUCCAAUAAUCAAGAUAGUCAUGUUAAUACAAUAGUAUCUCAGGAUCUUCAAGAAGGAGAAGUUCAUAAAGAAAAACCGAAGUCAUUUAUAGCCCCAGAAACUGAUUUUCUGUCAUGUCUGCAGGAAAGACAGUGUGAAGAUAAUGCAGAAAGCCAAAAAGUUUCAGAGAAAAAAGAAAAGGUCUUGGUUGCAGCAUGUCACCCUGUAGUACAGCAUUUAGAAGUGGAAUCUGGCGGCAUUCACUUUCCAUCACAGAAAGUCCUUUUAGAUGAUGAUAAUACCAAUACACUUUUGUUAACUCCUAGCUCCAGGGAUCCAGGCAUGAUUUCUAGAGGAAAAGAAUCAUACAAAAUGUCAGAGAAACUAAAAUGUAAGAAUUGUGAAGGUAGUAUUGAAUCAUCCAAAAACAGUCCCAUGGAAAAAUGCCAAGAAAUGUGUUUUCUAAAUGAAAAUUCCAAAAAACCUGAACUGUUAUCUAAAAAAUAUGUAACCGAAGUAUCACCUUCAAUGAACAUGCAAUUCAACCAAAAUAUAAACAUAACAGUAAUCCAAAAGGGCCAAGAAAAAACUCCUUUAAUUUCAGAAAUAACUGUCAAUCCAAACUCUAAAGAACUUUUCCCAGACAUUGAGAAUAAUUGUGUCUUUCAAAUAACAAGUGAAAGGAACAAUCGUGUUUUAGGAAAUACAAAGGAACUUCAUGAAGCAGACCUGAGUUGUGUAAGAAAAACCUUUCCUAAGAAUUCCACCAUGGUAGUAGAUACAGACAUGGCUGAAAAACAAGUAGCUCACGUGUCUGUUUCAGACAGUAUUGACUCAUCAGGUAUAGUCCAUGAUCUUACCGAGGAGAACAGAAAUAGGGUAAAGCAACAGCUAAAAAUAAUUUCAGGUCAAGAUUUAAAGGCAAACACCUCCUUGUCUUUGAAAUCAAAUAGAAGUAAAGGCUUUAUGGACAAAUGGGCAGGACCCUUAGAUCCAGUUUCGUAUCAUAAUGUUGGAGGUAGCUUCAGAACAGCUUCUAAUAAAGAAAUAAAACUCUCUGACCAUGACAUUAAGAAAAGCAAAAUGCUCUUCAAAGACAUUGAAGAACAGUAUCCUGCUAGUUUAGGGUGUAUUGAAAUUGUAAACACCUUAUCAUUUGAUAAUCAGAAGAAACUAAACAAACCUUGUGUAUCUGAUUCACAGUCAGUUAAUACUGUGUCUGCAUAUGUGAAGAGCAGUACAUUUCUUUCUGAUUUUGAAAAUAAUCACACAACCCCUCAGGUGUUGCCUUUAAGGGGAGAUUUUAAUUCAAACCAUACUUUAACACCUAGCCAAAAGGCAGAAAUUAAAGAACUUUCUACUAUAUUAGAAGAAUCAGGAAGUCAGUUUGAAUUUACACAAUUCAGAAAAACAAGCCAAAUAAUACAGAAUAAUACAUUUGAAGUGCCUAGAAACCAGACUGGCCUAAAGACCUCUUCUGAGGAAUGGAAAGAUGAUGUUCAUCAGACAAUUGACACCUCAUCUGUUGCUCAGGUAGAAAGCAGCAAAAAAUUUGAAGGUGCAGUUGGAGUUAAACAAAAGUUUGCUCAUUUGUUAAAAAAUAACUGUAACAAAAGUGCUUCUAAUUACUUAACAGAUGAAAACAAAGAUUUUAGAGGCUUUUAUUCUGCUCGUGGCACAAAACUGAGUAUUUCUAGUGAAGCACUGCAGAAAGCUGUGAAACUGUUUAGUGACAUUGAGAAUAUCAGUGAGGAGACUAAAGCAGAAGUAGAUCCUGGAAGUUUCUCUUCAAGUAAAUGUCCUGAUUCUAUAGUUUCCAUAUUUAAGAUGGAAAGUCAUAGCGAUGAUAACAAUUUAAACAAGAAAAAUAAUGAAUGCCAACUUACAUUACAAAAUAAGUUUGAAAUGGCUACUCACAUUUUGGAUGAAGAAAAUACUGAAAAUUACAUGAAAAACACAGAAAAUGAAGAUAACAAAUGUACCAAUGACAAUAGAAAUACUUGUAAGUUAGAAGAAUCUGAUCAGGGUGACUCAAGUAAAAAUGAUACAGUUUCUGGUCAUAAAGAUGAAAAUGACUUGCCAUGUACAGAUCAGCACAAUAUAGAUCUCAAGCUACCCAGCCAGUUUGUUAAGGAGGGAAGCACACAAUUUAAAGAAAGUUUAUCAGAUUUAACUUGUUUAGAAGUUGUGAAAGCUGAAGAAACAUGUCAUGUUAAUUUUUUCAAUAAAGAACAGUUGACUGCAGACAAAAUGGAGCAAAAUAUAAAAGAUUGUGGUAUUUUUGAUAUAUCCUUUCAGACUGCAAGUGGGAAAAAUAUCAAUGUCUCCAAAGAGUCAUUAAAUAAAGUUGUAAACUUCUUUGAUCAAAAAACAGAAGAACUGAGUAACUUUUCAGAUUCCUUGAAUUCUAAAUUACUUUCUGGCAUAAAUAAGAAGAAAAUGGACAUUUCAAGACAUGGAACAAUAGACAUGGUUAAAAACAAAAUAUUGAAAGAAGGUAUUCCAGUUGAUAUUGACAGUCAAUUACUGACUCUCCAGCAACAACCUGAAUAUGAAAUAGAAAAAAACAAAGAAUCUAACCUGUUGAGUUUUCAUACUGCUAGUGGAAAAAAAGUACAAAUUGCAAAGGAGUCUUUGGACAAAGUAAAAAAUAUCUUUGAUGAAAAAAAACAAGAUGUCAGUAAAAUCACCAGUUUUACUCAACAAGGCACAAAGACCCUAAAGGACAGAAAGGACUGUAAAGGGUUUGAAUUAGCAUGUGAGAUGAUAACUGUUCCAAAGUGUGAAGAAAUGCAGGAUUCUCUGAUUAAUAAUGAGAAAAAGAUUGUUUAUAAUGAGCCUGGGGUGUUACCCCGGCUAAGUGAUGAUUUAUAUGGACAAACUAAACAUCUCGAUACAUUAAAUAUAUCUCUGAAAGUUAAAAUGCAUGAACAUAUAGAAAAAGAGACUACAAACAGUCCUACAGCUUGUCGAACCAAUCAGUUUUCUUAUUCAGCCACUGGAGAUUCAGCUUUAGCAUUUUACACAGGACAUGGUAAAAAAAUUUCUGUGAACCAGGCUUCACUAUUAGAAGCAAAACAAUGGCUUAGGAAAGAAGAAUUAGAUGGUCAAGGAGAAAGAAAUACUGCCAAGGCUGAAUCUAUAAAGGAAUAUGGGGGAAAUCCUUUGUAUGAAAAUAGUUCAGACAGUAUCAUGACUGAAAAAGACAAAAUUCAUUUCUCUGAAAAGCAAGAUUCAGCUUACUUAAGUAAUAAUAGCAUGUCUAACAGCUAUUCUGCUUUUUGUCAUUCGAGUGAUGUAUGUGAUGAUUCAGGAUAUCUCUCAAAAAAUAAAAGUAAUUCUGAUAUUGAAUUAGUCAUGAAAGACAAAAAAAACACUAGUUUUAGAAAAGCGGACAUAUAUCCACAAAUUGUGAAUGAAGAUACUUCUGUACAGAAAUUUGUGACUAACUUUUCACCUUGCAAAAGUAAAGAUAGAACUACUAAUAUGGCCAUACCUGAUUUCAAAAGUUUUGAGAUAGGCCCACCUGCAUUCAGUACAGCCAGUGGUAAGAUAGUCUGUAUUUCACGUGACGCAGUAAGAAAAGUGAAAAAGAUAUUUACAGAAGACCACAGUAAUGUAAUUAAGGAAAACACUGAGAAUAAGUCAGAUAUUUGCCAAGGAAAAAUUGUGAAAGCUUAUAGUGAAGCACUGGAUAAUUUAGAGGAUGUUAUUUUUCCUAACUCUAUAGGUGAUGAAGAAUGUAUGCCUUCACAUAAGGUUUUUACUGAUAUUCAAAGUGAACAAAUUGUACAACAUAACCAAAAACUGUCUGGAUUGGGGAAAGUUUCUGAAAUAUCACCUUGUGUCAAUUUGGAAACUUCAGAUAUGUGUGAAUUUAACAGAGGGGAGCUUCCCAAGUCAUUCUCUUCUACAAAUGCUUGUGGGAUUUUUAGCACAGCUAGUGGAAAAUCUGUACAAGUAUCAGAUACUUCGUUACAAAAGGCAAGACAGAUAUUUUCUGAGAUAGAAGAUAAUGCCAACCAACUCUUUUCCAAAGUAUCACUUAAAAGCAACGAAGAACAUUCAAACCCGUUCACAAGAGAAAAAAGUACUAUGGCACAUGCCCCCCCAAACGUACUAUCACCCGGGAAAAGCUUUCUGUGUAACAUAAAUUCGUCUUUUUCUGGGUUUAGUACAGCAAGUGGAAAAAAGGUUGCAGUUUCAGAAAGUGCCUUACACAAAGUUAAGGGAAUGUUAGAGGAAUUUGAUCUAAUGGGAACUGAACAGACCCUUCAGUAUUCACCUACAUCUAGGCAAGAUAUAUCAAGAAUGCUUCCUCCUCCUCGUAUUGAAAAAAGAAUUGUGGAACACUCUGUAAGCUCCAAAAUGGAAAAGGCCUACAAUAAUGAAUUUAAUGAUAAUGUUGAAAAUGCUUCUUCAGGAAAUAAUCACUGUGUUAAAGUGUCUCCAUAUGUCUCUCAGUUGAAGCAAGGCAGACAACACCUAGUAUUAGGAACCAAAUUAUCACUAGUUGAGAACACUCAUCUUUUAGGAAAAGAACAAACUUUAUCCAAAAACAUAAUAGAAAUUGGUCAAACUGAGACCUUUUCUAGUGUUUCUGUGAAAACAAAUGUAGAAGUUUGUUCUACUUACUCCAAAGAUCCAGAAAACUGUUUUGAAACAGAAGCAGUUGAGAUUGCCAAAGCUUUUAUGGAGGAUGGUGAGCUGACAGAUUCUGAACCACCAACUCAUGCCAAACAUUCUUUCUUUAUGUGCCAAAAAAAUGAGGAAAUGAUUUUGUUAAAUUCAAGGACUGGAAAAAGAAGAGGAAAUGCCCUUGUGUCAGUUGGAGAACCCCCAAUCAAAAGAAGUUUGUUAAAUGAAUUUGACAGAAUAAUAGAAAAUGAAGAAAAAUCUUUAAAGACUUUGAAAAGCACUCCGGAUGGCACAAUAAAUGAUAGAAGAUUAUUUACCCAUCACAUUUCUUUAGAGCCAAUUAUCUGUGGACCCGUUCGCACAAUUAAGAAACAGCAAGAAACCCAGAAACCAAAUUUUACUGUACCUGGUCAGAAAUUUCUAUCUAAAUCUCAUCUUUAUGAACACCUGACUUCAGAAAAAUCUUCAAGCAAUUUGCCAGUUUCAGAGCAGCCACUUUAUAAAGAUCCCGCUACAAGAAAGGAAAAAAUGAGAUACUCAAUUACUACAGGAAAAUCAAACAAAGUCUUUGUCCCACCUUUCAAAACUAAAUCACAUCUUUACAGAGAUGAACAUUGUGUUUCCAAGAAUAUUAAUUUGUGUGAAAACAAACAAAAACAAAGAAACAUAAAUGAAUGUGGCUCUUGUAAUAAGGAAAACAAUAUUAACGAUAGUGAUAUUCAUCAGUUUGACAAAAACAGCACCAGUCAAGUAACAACUACAAUUGUCCCAAAUUGUGAAGAAGAAUCUUUAGAUUUAAUUAUAAGCCUUCAGAAUGCCAGAGAUAAACAGGAUAUGCGAAUUAAAAAGAAACAAGGACAACAUAUCUUUCCACAGCCAGGCAGUCUAUAUCUUGCAAAAACCUCCACUCUUCCUCGAAUCUCUAUGAAAGCAGCAGUAGGAGGCCAAGCUCCCUCUGCAUGUUCUCAUAAACAGCUCUAUAUGUAUGGUGUUUCUAAACAUUGCAUAAAGAUUAACAGCAAAAAUGCAGGGUCUUUUCAGUUUCACACUCAGGAUUAUUUUAGUAAGGAAGAUUUAUGGUCUGGAAAGGGAGUCCAGUUGGCUGAUGGUGGAUGGCUCAUACCCUCUAAUGAUGGAAAGACUGGAAAAGAAGAAUUUUAUAGGGCUUUGUGUGACACCCCAGGUGUUGACCCAAAACUUAUUUCUAGAGUUUGGGUCUAUAAUCACUACAGAUGGAUUAUAUGGAAACUGGCAGCUAUGGAAUUUGCUUUUCCUAAGGAAUUUGCUAAUAGAUGCCUAAAUCCAGAAAGGGUUCUUCUUCAACUAAAAUACAGAUAUGAUGUGGAAAUUGAUAGAAGCAGAAGAUCUGCUAUAAAAAAGAUCCUGGAAAGGGAUGAUACAGCUGCAAAAACACUUGUCCUCUGUGUUUCUGACAUCAUUUCAUCCAUCACUGACAUAUCUGAAACUUCUAGCAGUAAAACUAGUGGUGUAGAUGCCAAGAAAGUGGCAAUUAUUGAACUUACAGAUGGAUGGUAUGCUGUCAAGGCCCUGUUGGACCCUCCUCUCUUAGCCCUCUUAAAGAAUGGGAGACUGGCUGUAGGUCAGAAGAUCGUUAUUCAUGGAGCAGAAUUGGUGGGCUCUCCUGAUGCCUGUACACCUCUUGAAGCCCCAGAAUCUCUUAUGUUAAAGAUUUCAGCUAAUAGUACUCGGCCUGCUUGCUGGUACACCAAACUCGGGUUCUUUCCUGAUCCUAGACCUUUCCCUCUGCCCUUGUCAUCAUUGUUCAGUGACGGAGGAAAUGUGGGUUGUGUUGAUGUUGUUGUUCAAAGAGUAUACCCUAUGCAGUGGAUGGAGAAGACAUCUUCUGGAUUGUACAUAUUUCGCAGUGAAAGAGAAGAAGAAAAGGAAGCAGCAAGACAUGCAGAUGCUCACCAAAAGAAACUAGAAACCUUGUUUGCCAAAGUGCAAGCAGAAUUUGAAGAACAUGAAGAACACACAACAAAACAGUGUGUACCAUCACGUGCACUAACAAGACAGCAAGUCCAUGCUCUGCAGGAUGGGGCAGAGCUUUAUGAAGCAGUAAAGAAUGCACCAGACCCAGACUACCUUGAGGGUUAUUUCAGUGAAGAGCAGUUAAGAGCUUUGAAUAAUCACAGACAGAUGUUGAAUGAUAAGAAACAAGCACAGAUACAGUUGGAAUUCAGGAAGGCCAUGGCAUCUGCUGAACAAGAAGAACAAGGUUUAUCAAGGGAUGUUACAGCUGUAUGGAAGUUGCGUAUUGUUAGCUACAGGAAAAAAGAAAAAGAUUCAGCUAUGUUAAGUAUCUGGCGUCCAUCAUCAGACUUAUAUUCCCUGUUAACAGAGGGAAAGAGAUACAGAAUCUAUCAUCUUGCAACAUCAAAAUCUAAAAGUAAAUCUGAAAGAGCUCACAUACAGUUAUCAGCAACAAAAAAAACUCGAUACCAACAACUACCGGCUUCUGAUGAAGUCUUACUCCAGGUUUAUCAUCCAAGGGAGCCCCUUCACUUCAACAGACUAUUAGAUCCAGACUUCCAGCCACCUUAUUCUGAAGUGGACCUAAUAGGAUUUGUGGUUUCUGUUGUGAAAAAGAUAGGUCUUGCUCCUUUGGUCUAUUUGACAGAUGAAUGUCAUAAUUUAUUGGCAAUAAAGUUUUGGAUCGAUCUUAAUGAAGACAUUAUUAAACCUCAUGUGCUAAUUGCUGCAAGCAACCUGCAGUGGCGUCCAGAAUCCAAGUCAGGAAUUCCUACUUUAUUUGCUGGAGAUUUCUCCACGUUCUCUGGCAGUCCAAGAGAGGGCCACUUUCAACAGAGGUUAAACAAAAUGAAAAAUACUAUUGAGAAUAUUGACAUAUUUUGCAAUGAUGUAGAAAAGAAACUUAUGCAUCUACUUAAUGCAAAUGAUCCCAAGUGCUCCACCCCUAAUAAAGAAUACACAUCAGAGCCACACACUACUCAAACAGUCCUCAGUACAGGAAAUAAGUUUCUGAUGACUUCUCCUAAUAGUGAGAUAAAUUAUCAGAGUCCAUUAUCACUUUGUACGCCAAAAGGGAAGUCUGUGUCCACGCCUGUAUCCACUCGCAUGACCUCAAAGUCCUGUUCUAAAGGAGAGAAAGAGAUUGACGACCCAAAAAACUGCAAAAAGAGAAGAGCCUUGGAUUUCUUAAGCAGACUUCCUCUACCUCCGCCUGUUAGUCCUAUUUGUACAUUUGUUUCUCCUGCUGCACAGAAGGCAUUUCAGCCACCACGAAGUUGUGGCAGCAAAUACGAAACACCUAUAAAGAAAAAAGAAUUGAAUUCUCCUCAAAUGACUCCACUUAAAAAAUUCAAUGAAAUUUCUCUUCUGGAAAGUGAUUCAAUACCUGAUGAAGAACUUGCACUGAUAAAUACUCAAGCCAUUCUGUCUGGUUCAGCAAGAAAAAGUCAACUAUCUCUCAGUGACUCCAUGAGGACUGCCCCCUCGGGUUCAAGGGACUCUCUUAGACAGAAAAGACACAUGACAUCACUGGUCAGAGAUGAAGAGAAUUCCCAAAACAGCACAGAAGAAUGUGAGACCAGUAUUCAGGACACAAGUGCAAUAAGUAAUAUGUCUAAGAGAUUGCAAAGGCAACAAAAAUGAAGACAAUACAUUAGUUAUUGACUCGGUCUUUCCAGUUUGUAAGACAUGCACAGUUUCAAACUGCACAUCAGUAUUUGUAUAAAAAGACAUGAGAUGGUUUCAGAUUUACCGAAGUAUUUGUAUGUCAUAGAGACAUUCUUUCCUUGAUUCUAUUCUGGUAUGCUUUUAUUUCAAUUGUCUACCUUAACUGUAUUCAGUAACUAAUCCAAAAAAUCUUAUUUAAAUCUUUGAUUGGAUUGAAUCACUACAGUGUUAUAAAAAUAAACAAACAGACUGUUUUCUUUUA